GGCAGCAUCUGUAGCACAAAAAAAUAUAGUCAAUGUUUCAGUCCAAAAACAUUCGGCAAGACUGGAGACAAAUAGACAAGGAGUAGAGUUAAAUGGUGGGGAUAAGGGAGAGAGAAAACAAGGUGAUAGGUGACUGCUGAAAGGGAGGAAUGAAGUAAAGAGCUGGGAAGUUGAUUGGUGAAAUAGAGAUAAGGCCAUGGAAGAAAGAAAAGAGGGGAAGAGCACACAGGGGAGAAGGUGAGAGAAGAAAAGGGGGAGGGGAAUUGGUGAGGGUGGGCAUUACCAGACAUUGAAGAAUUUGUUGUUCAUGCUAUCAGUUUGGAAGCUACCCAGAUAUAAAAUGUUGUUCUUCCAAGCUAAGUGUGGCCUCAUCGCAUUGUAUGAUUUUAUUUAUGAAGCAAACUUGAUCUAAUCAAAGAGUUCAACUCUAAGGAUGAAUCUGGAAGAAUUUUAUCCAUUUCCACUGCAUGAGAGAUUGGAAAAUACAGUGCGAGGUCCAGCUCCCUCAAAGUACCAGAGACUGACUGGUACAGAAUGAACCCUACAAUCUCACACUGUACCGGAGAGUGAUAGGUACAGAAUGAACCCCAGACUCUCACACUAUACCAGAGACUGACAGAUACAGAAUGAACCCACACUCUCACACUGUACCAGAUUAAGACCGGUAGAGACAAUCUAUUGUUUAACAAAUCUGGACAACCCUCAUCACCACCUCAGCAGCACCACUUUGACCACUUUACACUGCAAUGGGAUCUUGUUGAAAUUCUGUUGUCUCUUUAUAAUUCUGUAGAGUAUGUUUUCAUUGUGUGAAUGUAGUGUCUCCGAUACUGUGUGUUUCUGAAUCUGCUGCAAGCCAGUUGGAUAUGGCAAUAAACGACUUAAACCCUCACUCCGAAAUGGGUCUCUCAUGCUGACAAUUGAACCUUCGAUCUCCUGCUGCCAUGUUUAAUUACGUAAAUGUUUCAUAUUAUCAAGUGUGUGAUUUUCUCAUUCCAUCUGCUUUUCUAGCAGACACCAUAGGUCGAAUGGCCGAAUACUGCGCCUGUACUUUAUGGCCGAUUGUUUAUUUUUGAUUUCCUUCCUGCCGAAUUAACUGGCAGCGGCAACUAAACUGAUCAGCGCCAGUUCCCGGUCCACAGUGUUACCCAAACGAACAAUGGGCAGUGGAGAUAGUUCUGAUUGGUUGUGGUGUUCCAUCAGGUAGCCAAUCAAAUGCUUUGACUGCAUGAAGCUUUUCUUCAAAUAGCCAUUAGGAAUCCAAAGAAUUGCCAUCCCUCAUUAGCAUACUGUUUUUGGCGCUGCCUUUUAAUUCGGGCUCCCGGCCAGUUCUGUUUAUUUCUGGGUCUGAAACGGACACGCGAAAUGCCUGAACCAGCGAAAUCCGCUCCGAAGAAGGGCGCCAAGAAAGCUCUGCCUAAACCAGCGGGUAAGGGAGGUAAGAAACGCAAGAGGCUGAGGAAGGAGAGUUACUCCAUCUACAUCUACAAAGUGAUGAAGCAGGUUCAUCCCGAUACUGGCAUCUCCUCCAAGGCCAUGAGCAUCAUGAACUCGUUCGUCAACGAUAUCUUCGAGCGAAUCGGGGGCGAGGCUUCCCGCUUGGCCAACUACAACAAGCGGUCAACCAUCACUUCCCGGGAGAUCCAGACCGCCGUGCGCCUGCUGCUGCCCGGGGAGCUGGCCAAGCACGCCGUGUCCGAAGGGACAAAGGCGGUGACCAAGUACACCAGCUCCAAGUGAAGCUCCCCAGUGAGAUGAUCGAAAACACAACGGCUCUUUUAAGAGCCACUCACAAUU
This is a messenger RNA of Hypanus sabinus (Atlantic stingray), 1794 nucleotides long. RefSeq names its product histone H2B 1/2. The transcript has a single exon. Gene Ontology annotation, cellular component: nucleosome. The coding region runs from base 1363 to 1737 and encodes 124 amino acids. Gene Ontology annotation, molecular function: protein heterodimerization activity; structural constituent of chromatin; DNA binding. Lineage: Eukaryota; Metazoa; Chordata; Chondrichthyes; Myliobatiformes; Dasyatidae. The record is from RefSeq and is a predicted model, not a curated record.